UUGCCUGGGCAACUGUAAUCUAACGUAACUUCCGUUUAUUUAAAAAAAACCUACACACAAGAUUCACCGUCUUCCCAAUUGAAGGGUUAUUAACCGGGGGGCUGAAUGAAAGUUAAUAUCGUUGUUUGUUGUCAGUCACGCAACGGUUCGAUAAGUCAGGAGGUAGGUGAAGAAGAAGGGCUUUUGGAACAUGGAACUUGAGACAAUGGCAGAGUCGGUGCGCUCGAGCCGGUCGAACGGGACACCGAGCCGUCACGAGAAAAGUUUGGGGCUCCUCACCAUCAAGUUCGUCACUCUGCUCCAGGAGGCGAAGGACGGCGUGCUUGAUUUAAAACUGGCUGCAGAUAGCCUGGCUGUGAGACAGAAGAGGAGGAUAUAUGACAUCACCAACGUGCUGGAAGGCGUGGGGCUGAUUGAGAAGAAAACCAAGAAUAUCAUCCAAUGGAGGGGGGAGAACAUGGGCAGCCAGAGCGAGGAAGUGCUGGAGCAGGUGGAGAUACUGAAGGCUGAAAUCUCAGAGCUGGAGGCCCAGGAGAGACAGCUGGACGAGAGGAAGGCCUGGCUGGAGCAGAGCAUCAAACACCUCUGCCACGACCCAAUCACAUGCUCGCAUAAGUACGUGACCCAUGACGACAUCUGCAAUGCCUUCCACGGGGACACUCUCCUGGCGGUGGUGGCUCCCUCAGGGACCCAGCUGGAGGUGCCGCUUCCUGAGUUGGGCCCCAGCGGCCAGAAGAGGUACCAGGUGACCCUGCGCAGCCAGACGGCCCCCAUCCAGGUGCUGCUCAUCAACAGGGAGACGCCCUCCUCCCAGCCCGUGGUGUUCUCCGUUCCCCCGGGCGACGACGCCUCCACACUGCCCACCCCGCCCAACACCCCCGCCACCCUGCAGCGCUUUCCCCUGAACUCCUCCUCCUCCUGCUCCUCGUACGUCUCCUCCCACUACUCCUCCGGCUGCAGCCCGGACUCGCUGUUCGCCGGCCAACCCCACCACCACCACCAGAUGGCGCCGCAGGGCUAUUCACUCAGCCCCUCGUCCACCCCUCCCGACGUACAGAUGGAGUGCCACGGCCAGCCGGUGACUCUGCUGAUGCAGCAGAUGGUGUCGGGGCAGCCCCUCAGCAGCCUAGUGGUCCAUGACUUCCACUCCAUGCUGGACGUCAGCUGCCUGCUGAGGCACAGCGGGACCGGAGAGCCCCAGAAGGAGGAGGAGAGGGAAGGUGUGGCUGACCUCAUUGACGAGCUGAUGUCCACUGAUGGAGUGGACUACAACUUCAACUUGGACGACAACGAAGGAGUGUGCGACCUCUUUGACGUUCAGAUCCUUAACUACUGACAGUGUCAGUCCGCUCAAUUUAUACAAGCUACAGUCACUGUACAAAACUGUUCUCUUUUCACGAGCCGCCCAUGGCUCAUUGAUUUUUGUUCGUUACUUUUUUUUCUCCAUUGUUGCACUGCCACUUCCCCUAAACUAAAAAUGAGCCAUCCUAUAAGUAGACUUACCCUUAAAUAGAAAUGAACCUACAAGAGGUUCUGUUUACUGAAACGGCCUGAGUCCCUCUGCCAAAAUAUGAAGAGAUGAACGAGGCGUGCGGCAACGUUGAGCCUGAAGUCACAACGACGGCAGCAAUCUUGCUACGGUUUGUUUUGUUUUGCUUUCUUAUUUUUUUUUACUAAACGGGGAACUUGUAAGGGAAAGGGUAAGUGAGGAUGCCAAAUUAGCAUCCAGCGUGUGGUUUACAGGGGCACAUCAGAAACCUUGAAGUAGCUACUAAGGUUGGCUCUUAGUUAACCAGUGGAAGCCCAUCACGACCCCUGCACUUGUAACAUAUAUUUUUUCAUUCCAUUGCCUUGCGGCGCAUGAUUCAGUGUCAGGCCUGUGACAGUGUUUUCAUUGUCUUGAUACCUUUUUACAGAAGUAAUGGGACUCACUUGUGGCUGUUCAGUAUUGAAAUGAAUGGUAUUUAUUUAACAAUAUGUUAUACAGGGUUAUGGUCUAAAGUACAGGGUAUCGUUGAUGACAUUCUUUUAGACAAAUCUAUCCGUCAGAACUAGUUCUGAUCGGAUAGGUUAUUUUGUUGUAUUUAUCAAUGUUUCGGUUGUGUUUCUAUCCUUGAUAUAAUGUUGGAAUGCCAGAUCUAAUUAUACUGCUUUGCUUUGUAAUGCAACUUGCCAAUGAGGGCUUCCAAGUUUUUGUAUUAACUAUUCAUAGUUUGUAUUGAAUAUGUUCAAUAUUUGUUCGUAUUAAUUUAAGACUAAACUGAUUUUGGUUGUAGUUCGUCAAAGCCUAAAUGACUGCCUAAUUUAAAAUAAAUAAUAUGCCUAGUCUCUAUUAA
This is a messenger RNA of Gadus morhua (Atlantic cod), 2336 nucleotides long. RefSeq names its product E2F transcription factor 5 (gene e2f5). The record is from RefSeq and is a predicted model, not a curated record. Gene Ontology annotation, biological process: regulation of transcription by RNA polymerase II. Gene Ontology annotation, cellular component: RNA polymerase II transcription regulator complex. The coding region runs from base 191 to 1336 and encodes 381 amino acids. Gene Ontology annotation, molecular function: protein dimerization activity; RNA polymerase II cis-regulatory region sequence-specific DNA binding; DNA-binding transcription factor activity, RNA polymerase II-specific. Lineage: Eukaryota; Metazoa; Chordata; Actinopteri; Gadiformes; Gadidae. The transcript has 8 exons.